AUGUGGCAUGUUUCGCCUGAGACAAUGCCCUGCGACGAUGCCCUGCGUCAAUGCCUUCGGACACAUGCACCUGUGCAGCUCAAGGUGCUGGAGCUCAACAACAACGAGCUCGCGGGUUCGAUUCCGGACGCCAUCGGCAAUCUGAAACUGCUGCAGGACGUGUCGCUGGCGGAGAAUCGCCUUACAGGCCGCGUGCCCCGAGGACUCGACUACCUGCGCGCCAGCCGCACCGCCCAUUACAACUUCUCCGCCAAUGGCGCCGGCUUCUGCGGAACCGGAUUCACCGGCCUAAGGGCCUGUCCGGGCGAUCCGCCGUACGUCCCGCUGCCCAAGCUGCCGCCGAAAACCCCCACACCCAGGAUUCCCGUCACUCCCACACCCAAGCCCAAGACCCCCGUUACACCCACGCCCAGGAUUCCCGCGAAUGACGGACUCAAGGAACCCGCCCUGUCCGUCGCCGCGGGCGGCGCCUGGGCGGCAAAGAAGCAGAAGCAGACAAAUCGUACCGGCGCCAAGCCGCCCUCCUCCGUCGCCGCGUCUGUCGGCUCCCCAGGAGCGCGCUCCUUGGCCGUCGAUGUCGAGAUGGGCGGCGAGAUGAACGGCUGUCUGCCGUCCUCGCGCGAUCGCGCUGUGUUCCCCGCUGCCGCCUCGCCGACAGGCGGCGCGUCGCGCUCGGCGGCUGUAGCAGGACCGGCUGUAGCGGGAGCCGCGGCGGCGACAGCGGGGGCUGCUGCUGUGGCGGCUACAGCCAGGCAAGCGUCGCGCGGACGAUCGGAGAGGAACGAGCGACAGGGUGGGACGCCACCGAGGCGGUCGCCCAGACCUGCGGAGCAGCCCCGGAAACCGGCGGCUUGGGAGCAGCCUCAGGGGCAGGCUCGGGGGCCGGGGCAGAGCGGAUCGUUCGGCCGGCAGGAGGAUGAGUCAAGGAAUGGGAGCGAGAGGGGCAGCGCUGCUGGUGGUGCAGCUGGUGCUGCUUCUGUUGCUUAUUACGACAGUGCGUACUUGCCCCAGUCGAGUGACAAAGCGACGGCGUAUGGCAGUGCGAGCGUCGCGAGUGUGGUGCGCAGCAGCGCCAACACCCCCAGCCCUGUGAAGGCCCUCGGCGGGUGGGGCGCGCCGAGGGCUCAGCGCGCUGCCGUGGCUGACCCGGUUGCAGCGAGAGAGGCCGAGAGGGAGAGGGAGGGCGGGAGAGAGUGGGGUAAGGAGAGUGAGAGUGAGAGCGAGAGUGAGGGGCCAGGGUCACACUCAGUGGUGUCGUCAGUGGUGAGUAGGGACAGAGGGUGGGACGAUGCCAGCAAGGGCGGCUCUCUCAUGGGCGCGACCGCCGUUCACGCCCACAACAGCAGUGGCGCGACUCGUGUGGCUGCACCUGCUGUGCCUUCUGCCGCCACGUCUGCUGCCACGUCGGCUGCCACGUCGGCUGCAAUGCCUGCUGCAAUGUCUGCUGCGUUUGCAGCUGCGACUGCAGCAGCGAGCAGGGGGCGAGUUGGGGGGCAGUCAGCAGCAGCGGCGUCUGCAACCACUGGUGCGUCUGCUGCAUCUGGUGCGAGCAGCGAUCGGGAUUCAGACACGGAGGAGAUCGAGAUGGAGGAGAGUGGAGGGGGGUACGGGAGAGUGGCUGCAGCGCCGGCUGUUACCAGCGCUGCAGUAGUGGGUAAGGGGGUUCUAGGGGACAGCCCUCGCAAGCCAGGGGCAGGAGCGCCAAGGGCAGGUGCAUCUGGGGCAGGCGGAACUGGAGCAGGUGUAUCUGGGGCAGGUGGUGCUGCUGGGGCAGGCUCAUCUGGCGUGCGGGUGGGGGUGUAUGGGCCUGCUGGGAGGUCCCUGCGAGUGACAGACCUGCACGCAGCAGAGGGGGAACGCGGGGAGGAGGAGGAGGAGGAGAGCAGCGUUACGAGUGAGAGCAGUGAUAGCGAUUACCCCGGAGUUAAACAGCCUUUAACAAGCACUAGAGCGGCAGUAGCAGCAGGAGCAGGAGGAGGAGGAGCAGCAGUAUCGCCUGCUAUUCCCAGGGGCUGGGCAGGCGCAUCUGCUGCCACUGUGGCUGCCGCAGCUGCUGCUAUCUCGCCCUCUCGUGCUGCUCCUGCUGGUGCUGCUGGAGUGGUCACUGGCAGAAGCAGUGGCAGGGGAGAGGGAUUGGAAGGAGAGAGGACGGAUGGAGAUACGUCUGACACGUCAGCAGAUGGUGACGAGGCAGCAGGGCACGGUUUGGAGCGGUACUUCACGGUUGCUGAGCUGGCGCUGGCGACGAACGACUUCGGGCGGCAGAGUGAGCGCAGUGUGCUGGGCAGCGGGCGGCACGGCACUGUUUACCGCGCGCGGUUACCCGAGGGGACCACGGUGGCCGUGAAACGACUGAGUGACAAAAAUUUGGAGCAAUCGCCCCGCGAGUUCAAGUUUGAAAUAGACUCGCUAGCGCAGGCCAAGCACCCCAACCUAGCGGCAGUAUUAGGGUGCUGUGUGGAGGGCGACGAGCGCAUGCUGGUGUACGAGUACCUGCCCAACGGCUCCCUGGACGCCUGGCUCUACCAGACGGCUGCUGGAGGGUCGGCGGAUACGCUGGACUGGCCCAUGCGCAUGCACGUGGCUAUUGGCUGUGCCAAAGGCUUGGCCCACCUGCAUGGCGGCAUGGCGGUGAAGGUGGUGCACAGGGACGUGAAGGCGUCUAACGUGCUGCUGGACGCGCAGUGGAACGCCAAGCUGGGCGACUUCGCCCUGGCCAAGGCCAUGGGGAGGGAGCAAGGGCACGUGGGCACGCGAGUCAUGGGCACGUUUGGGUACGUGGCGCCGGAGUACAUGAACACGGGGCUGCUCACGGAGCGCAGUGACGUGUACAGCUUUGGCGUGCUGCUGCUCGAACUCAUCUCCGGCCGCCCGCCCAUCGACAACGAGGCUCCCUCCGACCAGAAACGCAAGGACAGGAGGCGGGUCAUGAAAAACAAAGCAACCCCGGACCAGGUAGGCUCGGGAGCACCAUGCGUGCACAUGUCAUGUGAUGCCAUAUUCAACGCCCCUGAUCCUCCACUCCCUCACUCACUCUCUCACUCACUCUCUCACUCACUCUCUCACUCACUCCCUCACUCACUCUCUCACUCACUCCCUCACUCACUCUCUCACUCACUCCCUCACUCACUCUCUCACUCACUCCCUCACUCACUCUCUCACUCACUCUCUCACUCACUCCCUCACUCACUCUCUCACUCACUCCCUCACUCACUCUCUCACUCACUCCCUCACUCACUCUCUCACUCACUCUCUCACUCACUCCCUCACUCACUCUCUCACUCACUCUCUCACUCACUCUCUCACUCACUGCCUCCCUUGAGCCGUUAUCAGGUGGACUUGGUGCGGUGGGUGCGCGCCAAGGCAGCAGAGGAGCGGCUGUUAGAGGUGCUGGACCCGCGGCUGCAGGGCACGGUGCAGGCAGACGAUGUGGAGUACGCGCUGGGCGUGGCGCUGCGAUGCGUGGAGCCCAAUGCACUUAAGCGCCCCAAGAUGCCGCAGAUCGUGCACAUGCUGGAGAGCGAGGACCCCAAGCAGCGCCCCAAGAUGCCGCAGGUCGUCAUGCACAUGCUGGAGAGUGAAGACCCCAAGCAGGGGUAUGCUCUGAACCAAGACCUUACGCAGAGGGACGACUGGGUGGCGAGGAGGCCCAGCCCAUCCAGUGCGCGCUCCCUGGCCUACCGCGACCCCUCCCCCCGCGCCGCCUUCCGCCACUGCGACUCCUCCCCCCGCACACACCCCCCGCGCGACUCCUCCCCCCACACCGCCAUCCGAGAGCCCUCCCCCCGCGCCCCCUACUUCCGCGACCCCAGCCCCCGCGGGUACCCCGCUGCUGCCUCUGUUCCCGGAAGGUCUGGUGGGUACGGCAGCGGUGGGGGAGGGGGCGGAGGUGGUGCUGCUUGGUCAGAUUCGAGUAGAGGGACGAGUCCCCGGAUAGGGGGGGCUGGAUCGAUGUCACAGAACAGUGCUUACUACGGCAUGCCAGGCUCGGCAAGGGCUCCUGAGCCUUACCGAGCCAGCAGCAGCAGCCCGAGGCAGUACGGGAUGCCAGGCUCGGCAAGGGCUGCCGAGCCGUACCGAUGCAGCAGCAGCCCGAGGAUAGGCGGCUCGCCGAGCGUGAACAAUAGCUACUAUACGUCCCGCAAUGCGGCUAGCCCCACCGCUCCGGACAUUGGAGCCAUGAUUGCGUCUGCUGCCAUGCGGACAUCUAGCCCCCGGGGUAUGAAUGGAGGUUCCCCUGGCGUGGGAACAAUGGGCAUGUCGCCACGAGUGGCGAGCCCGAGGCCAUCGAGUCCGCGCAUGCAGAAUGGGGGGGAUGCGGGGAGUGUGAUUGCCAGCCAUGCCAUGAGCAUGAGCACGUACAGGCGCCAGGGCUCCUGGAGUAGGAGAUGA
Messenger RNA from Closterium sp. NIES-65, 4392 nucleotides. NCBI's taxonomy places the organism in Eukaryota, Viridiplantae, Streptophyta, Zygnematophyceae, Desmidiales, Closteriaceae. The record is from the annotation of a GenBank genome assembly.